Molecule: messenger RNA, 1074 nt
Organism: Plutella xylostella (diamondback moth)
Lineage: Eukaryota; Metazoa; Arthropoda; Insecta; Lepidoptera; Plutellidae
Product: trypsin, alkaline C
Biological process (GO): proteolysis
Molecular function (GO): serine-type endopeptidase activity
Source: RefSeq, a predicted model, not a curated record
UAUCAACUGUUUUAUCUAGCUAGAUAAUGAGAAAUUAUAUAAAAGGGACUUGUAGCACUAGCGUACGUUUUAACGUGAUUUUAAUCUAGAACAAUGCGCUCCCUGAUUCUUCUUGCUCUGGUCGGAGCCGCUCUUGCGGUCCCCGAGGUCCAGAACCGCAUCGUCGAUGGUGAAGAGACCACCAUCGAGCAGUACAGGUUCAUGGCCAACCUGGAGUUCUCCUGGCAGGGAGUCGUGUGGACCAGCAACUGCGGAGGAGCCAUCAUCACCACCAACGCCGUCCUGACCGCUGCUCACUGCCCCUACGGAGACCAGGUCAGCCAGUGGCGCGUGCGCGCCGGCAGCUCGGCCACCGCCAGCGGAGGCAGCAUCCACCAGCUCAGCGCCAUCAGGAUCCACCCCGACUACAACAGGUUCCAGAACGACGUCGCCGUCCUCAUCCUGAGCAACCUCCUGACUGUGUCCCCUCAAGUUGGAGCCGCCCGCCUGGCUGGUGCCUCUUACAUCCUGCCCGAGAACAGCGUGGUCACUGCUCUCGGAUACGGUCUGCUUGCUGACGCUGGUGACGUGUCUCCCAGCCUUAAGAAGAUUGACGUGAGCAUCAGCAACCAGCAGGCUUGCAUCGACCUUUACGAGGAGCUGAAGGUUACUGAGCCCCACUGGCCCACUAUUGGCCAGGGUAAUGUCUGCACGGCCUCUAACGCUAACGGCGGUAGCGCUUGCAACGGCGACGGCGGUGCCCCUCUGGUCUCCGAGAAUGACAUCAUCUACGCUCUGACCUCCUGGGGAAAGAACUGCAACGACGACAAAUACCCCAUCGUCAACGUCUUGGUCCCCAACUACAUCGACUUCAUCGUUGGCUCCGUAUAAGACUCUUAUGUUUUACAGUGAAACUAUUUUUUUUAUUUUUACUGCUGUUUAAAAUAUCCAUCGACAAGAUUACCAGCCAUGACUACAAUAAUAUACUAAGUACCUACUAGAUUUUACACUCAGUAAUUACCUUUCUAGUUAAGAUAGUUAACCACUCUGACUUUUAUGUGGUUAUUAGGUAAGAAAUAAAAGACUCACAAAGUA